AUCGGCUGGAGAGGGAUGGAAAAGUUUGUACAUCUCAUCUUCCUGGUCUCCUUCUCAGAAGCAUCUGCAACUGAGAAGGUUGAACUGGUACAUGGCAUUGAAGGGAAGUCCAUCUCCAUUAACUGCACCUACAACCCCAAGGAGAAUCAGUGGAGACAGAAGAGUUGGUGCAAGCAUACCAGUGAGAGGGAAUGUCAGCAUAUUGUCAGUGCCCGUCGUUUCUGGAUGCCCUUCCUCAAGAAGAGGAAUGGUAGCACUGCCAUUGCUGACAACAUCCAGGAUGGGAUCCUCACAGUGACUAUUAAUCCACUCCAGAAGAAGGAUGCUGGUGUCUAUCAGUGCAAGUCAGAAUUCUUGGGAAGUGUAGACACCCUGCAGACAGUGGAACUGAACGUUCUGGCAGGCCUCUGGGAGACCGAGACACCGGAGGAGCCCAGAGUAGCGCACAGUGUCUCCAGCACUCCAUCAUCUGCUGAAGUCAAGCUCUACUUCCUUGUGGCUGGAUUCCUGGGUUUCAAACUCCUGGUUGCUGUAGUCAUCUUAAUGAUUGCCAGGAGCAAGAAGAGCAGAGCAACGGGGGUUGAAAGAAGAAGAGAAAUGGGCACCUGUUCCUUCCAUAUGACCUCAUAA
Molecule: messenger RNA, 630 nt
Organism: Varanus komodoensis (Komodo dragon)
Lineage: Eukaryota; Metazoa; Chordata; Lepidosauria; Squamata; Varanidae
Product: triggering receptor expressed on myeloid cells 2-like
Exons: 4
Coding region: 16-630 (204 amino acids)
Cellular component (GO): cell surface
Molecular function (GO): signaling receptor activity
Source: RefSeq, a predicted model, not a curated record